CCUCAAGGAAGUUUGCAGAAACGUUAAAAUUUUUCUUUUGUACUCAAAAUUCUCCGUUUUUCAGUUUAGUUGUUAAUAGCACGAUGAAUACCGGGUUCAUCAUAACCGCUAUCACAGUGUCUUAUUGCGCUGUGUUAGCGCUCGGACAAGAGGAUGAUGUGGGAACCGCUUGGCUAAAAUAUCAGACUGACUUUCCCGGAAAUGGCGCUCGCCAAACUAUGGCAGAAAUUUUGAUACGCAUUGAAAAUUUUGCUAAGGUCGAUGCUAUGAUCGAGAAACACAACCAGAAUUCGCAUGCCACGUUCAAAAUGGAUCACAACAAGUUUUCUACAAUGGACGAUGAUGAGAAAAAGCUUUACACUGGUCUACGCCUUCCCAUGGACGUGAACAACUCAGGAGGUCUGGCCCUCAUUGGCCGAUCCUCAGGACAACUGCCUGACUCGCUAGAUUACCGCAACCACAAUUGCAUGCCGGCAGUUAAAGAUCAAGGACAGUGUGGAAGUUGCUGGGCUUUUGCCGCUAUUACGCCGCUAGAAUUCGCACGAUGUAAAAAGACCAACGAGUCAGUUCUUUUGAGCGAGCAACAAUUGGUUGAUUGCGACCCAAGCAAUCUUGGCUGCUCCGGUGGAUGGUAUUCAUCCGCCUGGAACUAUUUACAGAAUGGAUCUGCAAAAGAGUCGUUCUAUCCUUACACCGGUCAAGAUAUGACAUGCAAAUUCAAGACGUGCAUGAACAGAGUAAAAGUCGCAUCCUCUGGUUUCCUCGAACGUAACAAUCCUGUAUCUAUGCAAAUGGCCUUGCAGCUCUAUGGCCCUAUUUCUGUCGCCUUUACAGUCACCGAUUCCUUCUACGCUUAUAGAAGCGGCAUUUACAACGAUCCGGCGUGUGACAACAAAGGAGUGAAUCACGCUGUAGUCGUGGUCGGCUGGGGAACGCAAAACGAGAUGGACUACUGGAUCGUUCGUAACUCAUGGGGAAAUGCUUGGGGAGACUCAGGCUACUUUCUUAUGCAACGCGGUGUCAACAAGUGUAACAUCGAAAAUUUCGCCGCCGCCAUCACAUCCAUCAUUUAGAUCCCAUUUUGGCUUAUGUACGGGAUUACCUGCAUUAUAUGGAGUAGCUACCCACUGUUAGUUUGUACAA
Daphnia carinata is the source of this 1143-nucleotide messenger RNA. RefSeq lists its product as uncharacterized. The transcript is spliced from 8 exons. Gene Ontology annotation, cellular component: lysosome. NCBI's taxonomy places the organism in Eukaryota, Metazoa, Arthropoda, Branchiopoda, Diplostraca, Daphniidae. The record is from RefSeq and is a predicted model, not a curated record. The coding region runs from base 84 to 1073 and encodes 329 amino acids. Gene Ontology annotation, molecular function: cysteine-type endopeptidase activity.